Molecule: messenger RNA, 1950 nt
Organism: Hypoxylon fragiforme
Lineage: Eukaryota; Fungi; Ascomycota; Sordariomycetes; Xylariales; Hypoxylaceae
Product: NAD(P)-binding protein
Exons: 2
Coding region: 459-1595 (378 amino acids)
Molecular function (GO): oxidoreductase activity
Source: RefSeq, a predicted model, not a curated record
CCCUUCAAGACCCUUAAGGUAAACUUAAACCCUCUCCUUCUUUCCUUAUGUAUGUAGGUAUUUCAACCUCAAAUAUACAUGGCAAGUGCUCUGUCAAUCGAUGUGGAUCUUACAUACAUGUAGGUAUACUUCCGUACUAGGUACAUAUCGAGGUGUUACUAACUACUAUGUAUGUACAUACACAUGCAUAUCAAGCCUCCUUUGUAUGAACUACAUAAUAAAUAUGUAGUUGCCUAACUUAGUAUAAUGCGGGGGGUAAAUUAUAAAUUACCCCAGGAUCAAGGCUGACAAAUUGGCAACGCCAUGAAGAAGGGGUGACCCUUUCCACCUACCCGAACUGAACACAAUAUUGAACGUGACUUUGAUUUUUUAAAAGAAAAGAAGAAAAAAAGAAGAAAAAAAAGAAAAAACAAGAUAACUGUAAUAAGGUGCCUAGGAAACAAUCUAGCUAGCUCAACAUGCCUCAGGCUCUAUUCGUCAAGAAAGUAGACGGCAAGCCCGGCGAGGUCUACUAUCCUCUCCAACUCAACUCAGUCCCCAAACCCAAGCCCGGCCCCGAUGAGCUGCUCAUCCAGCUACACGCCGCGGCCCUGAACCACCGGGACUUCUUCAUCCGGCAGCACCUGUACCCCGGGAUAUCCUUCACGCACCCUCUCCUCGCCGACGGCAGCGGCACCGUCGUCGAGAUCGGCAAUCCCACCACUAACUCCCCAUCAUCAUCAUCAUCAUCAUCCUACCUCGGCAAGCGCGUGAUCCUCUACCCCGCUUCCGGCUGGUCUUCCUCCCCCUCCGCGCCCGAGGACCCCUCCAAAUUCACCACCCUCGGCGCCGCCGCGCUCUCCCCCAUCGGCACCGCACAAGACUACGUCGCCGUCCCCGCCUCCCAGAUCGAGCUCGCGCCCCCUCACCUCUCCCCCGCCGAGGCCGCCGCCCUCCCUCUAGUCGGACUAACAGCGUGGCGCGCGCUCGUGACGAAAGCGCUGGACGGCGACGUCUCGCGCGCCGUGGCGGGCCGCAACAUCCUCGUCACCGGGAUCGGCGGCGGCGUCGCCUUGUGCGCGCUGCAGUUCGGCGUCGCGCUGGGGUGCAACGUGUUCGUGACGUCCAGCUCCGCUUCCAAGCUCUCGCGCGCCGUGACCUCGCUGGGCGCCAAGGGCGGCGUCUCGUACCGUGACAGCGACUGGGACAAGCAGUUGGCGGCGCAGCUGCCGCGAGACCGGCCGUACCUGGACGCCGUGAUCGACGGGGCCGGGGGCGACAUCAUCGCGAAGACGGUGCGGCUGGUGCGGCACGGGGGCGUCGUGGUUGUGUACGGGAUGACGGUGUCGCCGCGGAUGGACUGGCUGAUGUCGGCCGUGAUGCGCAACAUCGAGCUGCGCGGCACGACCAUGGGGUCGCGCGACGAGUUCCGGGACAUGGUUGCGUUCGUGCGCGAGCACCGCAUCCGCCCCGUCGUGAGCCGUGUCGUGAAAGGGCUGGACAACAUUGAGGGCAUUGAUGGGUUGUUUGAGGAUAUGCGGGAUGGGAAGCAGUUCGGGAAGCUGGUGAUAGAGAUCUCGUCGCCGCCGGAUGAGGAGGGAGGUGCUAAACUAUGAGAUAGAUAGAUACCUAGGUACCUACCUCCCAACCAAAGCUUCAUCUUAAUACACAGAUACUUGGGUAGAUAGAUACCUACAUAAGAUAAGUAAGUAGGUAGCUAGUAAUAUCUGCCUACCUACGUAAUACCCUACUUUAGAUAGGUAGUAUUUGAAUAAAUCUAAUAAAUACGAAUCGUUCAAAAAUCGGUAUUAUGAAUCUGGUGUGAAUUAUGCCACCCCCUUUUCAGUCUUGGCCUGGAUUGAUUUGAUAUCACUAAAAAACAUGGGGCUAUCUUUUCGUUAGGGCGGCUCAUAAUAGUAAUACAUUGGUUGGCAUUGCCUCACAUCACAUUUGAUGAUCCUCCUAACACAG